CCUGACAACCAGACUGAGUCGUAGGCCACGACCCGGACGGCGACUGAGUCCGGGCAUAAAAAUGAUAUUGACCCCCUCAAGGAGGCGAGCGGAAGAGCAGAAGAUGGGGGAAGAAACGGCGCCAGCGGUGCUGAGGCUUAUCGAGAAGGCCACCAACUCGACGGCGCAUGAGGUCGAUCCUCGCCUCCUCAGAGCCAUCAGUUUAACCAUCCGCUAUUCCGAUGACGAGGUCCGCGCCGCCGUCCAAUUUCUCAUGUUCCAGAUGCGAAAAUCCCACUCACAGGUGCGGUACCUGGCUGUUCUUAUCAUUGAUGAACUCUUCAUGCGUUCAAAGCUUUUUAGAUCCCUUCUAGUGAUUCACUUCGACCAGUUCUUGAUCUUAAGUGUUGGUUUCAGGAGAAAUAUGCCUCUUCCUCCUCCUUUGUCCAUUGCAACUAAUUUGCGUAAAAUGAGCAUAGAGCUACUAGAAAAAUGGAAUGCGUCCUUUGGAAUUUACUACAGACAACUGAGAUUAGGUUUUGAUUAUCUAAAGAACACUCUCAGAUACCAAUUCCCCAAUCGGAUAGAAAAUGCAGCUCAUUUGCAACAAGAGAGAAGAGAAAGAGAAAUAAGAACACAGCAGAUUUUACUCAAUAAGUUUGAGCAUCUAAAGGAAAACUUCCCUUCUAUCAAGAGUGAGAUCCAAUCAACAAUUGAUGAAGCUGAAGAGUGUUUAGAAAUUUUUAAUGAAAAAGAAGAAUUUUAUCCACACAAGUUUAUUGAGGAAGAAGAGUUGGAAGAAUUUCAAUCACUUGCACUAAGGAAAAUUCGUUUAGAAUCACUGAAGGAGGGUCAAAAGGUUCAAGAGAAUAGUGAUAACAAAGCCAUCUUUGAUGCGCUAAGAGAGUUGUUCAAACUUCUAGUCUUGAAACAUUUGACAUCGAUACGAGAGUGGAUAUCAGUACUUAUCAGAGUGGAGCUCAGUGACAACAGAUUCAGGGAAACUGCAUUGAAGGAAUUGAUUGACAUCCAAAAGCAUAUCCAUUCUGUUAGAAAUAGAUGUGUUCAAUUAGGGUGUGUUCUGAAUGACCCUUCCAAUGAGGAAGAGGAAGACUUUUGGGAAGAGGGUAAAAUAGAAGAUUGCACAUUGGAGAACUCGAGCAGGUACAAAAGCUUAGUUCAGAGUCCUGUGGAUGCUCCAACUAUGGGAAAAGACAAGAAUGCAAAGCCAUUAGGUGAAAAUAACUUAUUUGCUAGUUCUGGUUCAUCAUCUCCAAGGUCAAGACUUUUGGCUGAAGCACCAGUGUUGACUUGGGGUCCAUUCUUGGAUAAUUGGGGCUCAAGAAGAGAUGUUUUGGCAAACCAGAGGGGGCUUGAACUAGAGAGCCAUUGGGGUAGAGUGGAUUUUGAUGCCAUUAUUCCUGCUGAGAAGAUUGCAGAGCUGAGCGUUUAUCGUACUGUCUAUGAAGAAGAGCAGAUAGAAAUCCAGCCAUGCCUUGCUCCUUUAAGAAAAGGCGGGCUUUGUCAAAGAAGGGACUUGAGAAUAUGCCCGUUCCAUGGACCUAUUAUUCCACGUGAUUCUAAUGGAAAUCCUUUAGGUGAAAGUCUAUCUAACAAAGGGAAACCUGAAAAAAAUUCUUCCAUCACUACAAAUGGAGAAAGUGAUGGCAUGUGUGUAGAAGAAUCUCUCAAGCUGAGCAACGUAUCAGUUGAGCAAUUGGCAAAACAAGCAGUCAAGAAUGCCAGGGAAAGAGAGAGAAAUGACAAGCUGUUGAAGAGGGCAAAAUAUGCAAAAGUUCGUCAGCAUAAUGACAUGGUCUUGAGAGAAGCAGCAAUUGCUUCCACAUCAUACUCAGGAGCUUCUGGAGAAUAUAGAGAAGCCUUACAAGAAAACCAAAAUGAACCAAAGAAAAAGAAACCCACAUUGUCAUCAAUGUUGAAGAAGAAAGUUACACCUAAAGAUAGAAUAAAUCAAAGGCUCUUGAAUACCCGAGUAACCGAUUCUGCAAUUAGGCAGGUGAUGCAGGGGGAAGAUUUGAACUACAGACAAGCUUUCCCAAAUCAGUGGUAGCUAGCUUGUGCGAUAGACUAAUAGAAUCCUUCCUCAUUUGUCUUUAUGGUCCUCAGCAAGCACAUUUCUGCAAGUAUAAAGAGUAUCUAAAGAGGUGGACAGUCUUCUUUCAUCCUGUAGCUCGACUUAUUUUUGUUUUUUUCAUUCUUUCACCCUUCUACAUUUCUGUUGGCUGAAUAUAUGUUUCUCAAUGGUUUGUCGAUUUCAUGACCAUGCUUUUUGGUAUAUACCAAUCUCAGAUAAGAUAUUUAUGUAUGAUGGUUAUAUUAUGUCUGAAAUUGGUUCCUGUUAGAUUCCCAUUUAUGUGAUUGUCACAGAAAACUGGGUCUUCAUCUUUUUGCUUUGGCUUUAUGUGUUUUUCAUAAUGUUAUAAAGAUUGCACCACGAAUAAAAGUAAGAUUUCUGGAAUUA
Molecule: messenger RNA, 2461 nt
Organism: Zingiber officinale
Lineage: Eukaryota; Viridiplantae; Streptophyta; Magnoliopsida; Zingiberales; Zingiberaceae
Product: UV-stimulated scaffold protein A homolog
Exons: 2
Coding region: 62-2050 (662 amino acids)
Biological process (GO): response to UV; transcription-coupled nucleotide-excision repair
Cellular component (GO): chromosome
Molecular function (GO): RNA polymerase II complex binding
Source: RefSeq, a predicted model, not a curated record